This is a messenger RNA of Falco peregrinus (peregrine falcon), 2161 nucleotides long. RefSeq names its product snail family transcriptional repressor 1 (gene SNAI1). The coding region runs from base 191 to 1075 and encodes 294 amino acids. Gene Ontology annotation, molecular function: DNA-binding transcription factor activity, RNA polymerase II-specific; RNA polymerase II cis-regulatory region sequence-specific DNA binding. Gene Ontology annotation, biological process: regulation of DNA-templated transcription. The record is from RefSeq and is a predicted model, not a curated record. NCBI's taxonomy places the organism in Eukaryota, Metazoa, Chordata, Aves, Falconiformes, Falconidae. The transcript has 2 exons.
CGGGGGCACCCCCGGGAGCGGGGCCGGCACCUGCCGGGCCCCCGCCCCGCCCGGCCCAUUGGCUGCGGGACCCGGGGGCCGCCCCGCGCCGCCCGCCCCGCCCCCGCGCCGCCCCCCCGGACCCGGGCCCAUAUUAGCGGGCGCGGCGGCGCGGCGGCCCCGCAGCGGGCGGCGGCACCGGGGCUGCAAGAUGCCGCGCUCGUUCCUGGUGAAGAAGCACUUCUCGGCCAGCAAGAAGCCCAACUACAGCGAGCUGGAGAGCCAGGCCGUGCUGGCCGCCCCGCUGCUGUACGAGACGUGCCCGCUGCCCGUCAUCCCCCCGCCCGAGGUGCUCGGCCCCGGCGCCUACUACCCACCGCUGGUGUGGGAUGCGGGGCUGCUCUCCAGCCUCUUCCCGGGCGGCCCGGGCAGCGAGGCGGCAGGCGGCACGACCCCCGCCCUGGACCUGACCGCGCUCUCCAGCGAGGAGGAUGAAGGCAAGAGCUCGGGGCCCCCCAGCCCAGCCUCGGCCCCCGCCGCCGCCGAGCGCUUCCGCUGCGCCCAGUGUGCCAAGGCUUACUCCACCUUCGCCGGGCUCUCCAAGCACAAGCAAUUGCACUGCGACGCCCAGGCCAGGAAAUCCUUCAGCUGCAAGUACUGCGAGAAGGAGUACGUGAGCCUGGGGGCUCUCAAGAUGCACAUCCGGAGCCACACGCUGCCCUGCGUCUGCAAGAUGUGUGGCAAGGCCUUCUCCCGGCCCUGGCUGCUGCAGGGCCACAUCCGGACGCACACCGGUAAUGCCGGCUCUCGCCCCUCUCCCUCCCUCCCUUAUCGCCUCCCGCUUCCCAGCUCCGAGGCCCCCAGCGAAUGGGCAGGCCGGGUGUUAUCUGGGAAGAUAAGAGCUUCCCAAACCCCCUUGGCACAUCUCUCUAAAAUGUCCUUUAAAUAUCCUCUUGGCUGGAACCGAGCACAGGGUCAAGGCUCUGCUCGGAAAUCUGUGCCGCUGCUGUUAGUGCUGUGUCUGCCCGUGAGCCAGCCCCAGGGCCACAGUGUGACGGCGCACACUUCACCCCAGUUUCAUAAACUGGGGCUAUGAGACAGCCGCAGCACUCCCUGAUGCCCAAAGCAUCCCUCUCUGCCCACACUGAGGGCUCCCAGCCAGGCUGUCCAGACCCGGCUGCCCACCACCGUGGCCUCCAACCCACCGCCCCACUCGGCAGCGAUGAGCCCAGCUCAGGGCUCACUCGCUGCCGGGAUGCACCACAGCAAGGCUCGGCAUGGCCUCUGGGCAGGUGCUGGGGGUGCGGGGCCGGCCACCCCCCGCACCUGUUGAUGCGGGUCCGGGUGCCGCAGCUGCAGCCCACCCUGCUGCCACGGCCGCCCGUACAAUGAAUCUCCUGAGCAUCCUUUGUGGGGCUGCGGGGAUAGUGUAAUUGUUACUUGGCACUGAUUUCACACCCUCUUAACGUACUAAAGAUGAUGGCUGAAGGAAGCUGGGAAGACUUAAUUGUGCUUUCCAAAUUGAGCAUACGCAUUUGUUUCCUCCAACAGAGGCUUUCUGGGAGGAAUUCACCCUGGCCAGGCUUUUCAGUGCGAGCCGGGCAGGAGAAGGGGGAGCGCGGGGUUAGGAAAUAGCUAUACUCACCCUGGCGCUGGCGCCUUUCAGCCGCUGCCUGCUAUGAUAUAAUUAACACAUAGUGCUUGGCUUUCCUGCCUCUCUGCAAACGCUUCGCUUUGGCUCCAGGCAGGAGAUGAGUAUCAUGUCUUCGUUUGUAUGUGCGACUGCAUUGCUGCUCGCAGAUGUUUCCAGCAUUAAUUUUCUGUGGUUCACCGGGGAGGCUUUUCUGGGAGUAGGAAAUUCCCAAGUCCGCGCUUUCCCCAAAGUGAAUGCUGUACAGACCUCUCCCGGCUUUCCCUCCAAACAAUAACAGCCAGCACUUCUUUUCACUGUGUUCUUCACAAACUUAGGCUAAUGAAUGGCUCUUUCUUUGAUAUUCCCUAUGUGUUGAUGCACUGGUUAAUUGGGAGCGUUUCUCUUUGUCCCAUAGGUGAAAAGCCCUUUUCCUGUACACACUGCAACCGGGCCUUUGCUGACCGCUCUAAUCUCCGAGCCCACCUGCAGACCCAUUCAGAUGUAAAGAAGUACCAAUGCAAAACCUGCUCCCGGACUUUCUCCCGUAUG